AUCCGAUUCUCGUAUCUAUCGUUCACUUUCGGCCACCAGAGACGACAUGCCGUUCAAGUCGUAUGAGUACGAGUCACUGCACCCGACGAGUACUGGCAUUGAACUCAACUAUAGAGGCCAGAGAGCCAUGUCUUCGUUGGGCACGUACUCUGACACUGAUUACGGACUCCGGGAGUCAGUCAUACCUAAUAUGAUGGACACUAAUGACAACAAUCUGUAUUUAGCGGCAAAUAUGUUAAGUCAAAGAGUGCGGCGACGAAGCGAAGGGUCGGCCGAAAUGAUGUCCCGAUUCGGGUACGGAUUGGAUCCGUACGGCAGGAGUUCGUCAAAGUAUUAUUACGACGACUUGACACAGAAGAGGCGGCGAUUGGGCGGCUCCAGAGGUGGGACCCGCUCUUGGAAUGCGUCCCCCUAUGUGUCCGAAGACGAGGCCGACGACCACUUGACCCGCGAGGAGAAGGCGGCCAAAGUCAGGGCCGAGAUUAAGCGCCGCCGGCAACAGAUGGCCGGCUCUGACCGCCUGUACAGGCAUUCAUUUGACGGAUCAGUUAAUCCGUACGACCGACAGAUGGACGAUAUCUACGGCCAAAGUGCUCUUAUAGACGACUAUUACAAUUACGGUCCAAAUGUACACCAAUUGCCUAAAGAUUACUAUAACGGAAGACUUAGGACUAAUUACUCGCAGCCAUCGCUUCAUUCAAUGCAUGGACCCGACCCCUAUAGCUACCAGAAUUACGAUCAGCGACACGACCCCCGACACGACCCCCGACACGAUCCUCGACUCGAGCCCAGACAUGACCCCCGACUCGAUCUUAGACACGACCCCCGACUCGACCCCAGACACGAUCCCCGACUAGUGGGUGACCCGAGACAAGUGAGUGACCCGCGGUUGGCGGCGGACAUGCGUUUGGCGAAUGUGAACACGAGUGGCGUUUACCGCCAGAAUCGUAACGUCAACCAAAGGGAUGCGGCGCUUCUCCGGCGCCCCAACUUCGCUCACCCGGACGUCGGCUCACUGUUGUCGGCCACGGAGUCGGACACUCCCAGCGAAUACAUGGACUCUAUGCUCACCACACCAGCGAUGCCUAUACUGCCCGAUAUGCCCACGAGAUCUCGUAAAUUACUUGAAGAUCUGGGCAGCACUUCCAUUAUGGGAGGGCCGGGAGGCGGAGGAGGAGGAGGUCAUCGGUCGGCAUAUUUAGACCACAAUAUGAUGAGAGGGUCGCCGAAGAAAACGCAAUUCGCACCGAACACAACGAAAUAUCCCAAAUACCCGUUUCCAGUAAAACGAAUACUUCUCACUCAAGAUCCAAAGAUACGGUCAGUUAGUGGUAAUGGACUUGGUUUAAAAGUGAUCGGCGGCCAAGAGAUACCGGGGAGUAAUAUGAUUGGCGCAUACAUUCAAAAAAUACAUCCAAGCCUUACAAUGAUGGGAGAGAUUAGAGAAGGUAUG
This is a messenger RNA of Medioppia subpectinata, 1453 nucleotides long. NCBI's taxonomy places the organism in Eukaryota, Metazoa, Arthropoda, Arachnida, Sarcoptiformes, Oppiidae. The record is from the annotation of a GenBank genome assembly.